AUGCUGGUAAUUUGGACACUCUCAAUAUUGCUGGGGGCAGUGGCAGGAAGUGAAGUCUGCUACAACCAACUCGGCUGCUUCACUGAUGAUAACCCAUGGGCAGGAACUCUAAAAAGACCCUUCAAAGUCCUGCCCUGGUCUCCAGAAGAUGUCAACACCCGCUUCCUCCUGUUCACCAACGAGAACCAAGACACGUUUCAAGUAGUAACUGCAGAUUCAUCAGUUAUCAAGGCCUCCAAAUUCCAAAAGAAUAGAAAAACCCGCUUUAUUAUUCACGGAUUCAACGACAAGGCAGAAGGAAGCUGGCCGCCUGACAUAUGCAAGAACAUGUUUCGGGUAGAAAGCGUGAACUGCAUCUGUGUGGACUGGGAAAAGGGGUCUCACACCGGAUACACACAGGCUACGCAAAACAUCCGGAUUGUGGGGGCAGAAGUGGCAUAUUUUGUUGAAGUUCUUCAGUCGACUUUUGGGUACUCGCCUUCCAAUGUCCACAUCAUUGGCCACAGCCUGGGUGCCCAUGCUGCUGGGGAGGCCGGAAGAAGGCUGAAAGGCACCAUUGGACGAAUCACAGGAUUGGAUCCAGCUGAACCUUACUUUCAGGGAACACCGGAAUUAGUCCGAUUGGAUCCCAGUGAUGCCAUGUUUGUGGAUGCAAUCCACACUGAUGCUGCCCCCCUUAUCCCCAACUUGGGGUUUGGAAUGAGCCAAACUGUGGGCCACCUAGAUUUCUUUCCAAAUGGAGGAUUAGAAAUGCCCGGAUGCAAGAAGAACGCUAUGUUUCAGAUUAUUGACAUAGACUCGAUCUUGCAAGGAAUUUCUGGCUCUUUGGCCUGUAAUCACUUAAGAAGCUUCCGGUAUUAUUCUGACAGCAUUCUCAACCCUGAUGGUUUUGCUGGAUUCUCUUGUUCUUCUUACAGUAGUUUCACCGAAAACAAGUGCUUCCCCUGUUCAAGCGAAGGCUGCCCACAGAUGGGUCAUUAUGCUGAUAAUUUUCCUGGGAAAACCAAUGGAGUGGGUCGGCUAUUUUAUCUAAACACUGGUGAAGCCAGUAAUUUUGCCCGUUGGAGGUACAAGGUAACUGUCACACUGUCAGGAGCUAAGGUUUCAGGAAAAAUGCUAGUUUCUUUGUUUGGGGAUAAAGGAAACUCUAAUCAGUAUGAAAUUUUCCAGGGCUCUCUCCAACCAGGCAAUUCUUAUUCCAAUGCAAUUGACUCAAAUGUGAAUGUUGGAAAAGUGCAGAAGGUUAACUUUAUUUGGUAUAACAAUGAUAGCAGCUCAACUCUACUGGGAGCAUCCAGUGUUGUGGUGGAAAGAAACGAUGGAACUGUGUAA
This is a messenger RNA of Trichechus manatus latirostris (Florida manatee), 1332 nucleotides long. It is a transcript of the gene PNLIP, whose product is annotated as pancreatic lipase. Bases 1 to 1332 code for a protein of 443 amino acids. Gene Ontology annotation, biological process: lipid catabolic process. The transcript has 11 exons. The record is from RefSeq and is a predicted model, not a curated record. Gene Ontology annotation, molecular function: triacylglycerol lipase activity; protein binding. Lineage: Eukaryota; Metazoa; Chordata; Mammalia; Sirenia; Trichechidae.